Messenger RNA from Pteropus alecto (black flying fox), 1388 nucleotides. It is a transcript of the gene GFUS, whose product is annotated as tissue specific transplantation antigen P35B. The transcript is spliced from 11 exons. The record is from RefSeq and is a predicted model, not a curated record. Gene Ontology annotation, biological process: nucleotide-sugar biosynthetic process. Gene Ontology annotation, molecular function: GDP-L-fucose synthase activity. NCBI's taxonomy places the organism in Eukaryota, Metazoa, Chordata, Mammalia, Chiroptera, Pteropodidae. The coding region runs from base 121 to 1086 and encodes 321 amino acids.
GCUACCUAGGGAACUCCCGAGGGCGCGGCCUGGCGAGCCGGGGCCAGGCCCUGGGAACCGUGACAGAGCGCUGAGGGGUGCUGGGACCUCGGGGUCGUGGGAGGAGCCGGUGCAGCUGACAUGGGUGAGCCCCGGGGGUCCGUGCGGAUCCUGGUGACAGGGGGCUCUGGGCUGGUGGGCAGAGCCAUCCAGAAGGUGGUAGCAGAUGGGGCCAGGCUGCCCGGAGAGGAAUGGGUGUUUGUCUCCUCCAAGGACGCCGACCUCACGGACGCUGCACAGACCCGAGCCCUGUUUGAAAAGGUUCGGCCCACACACAUCAUCCAUCUUGCUGCGAUGGUGGGAGGCCUGUUCCGGAAUAUCAAAUACAAUUUGGACUUCUGGAGGAAAAACAUGCACAUCAACGACAACGUCCUGCAUUCCGCCUUCGAAGUGGGAGCCUGCAAGGUGGUCUCCUGCCUGUCUACCUGCAUUUUCCCUGACAAGACCACCUACCCUAUCGAUGAGACCAUGAUCCACAACGGGCCCCCGCACAGCAGCAACUUUGGCUAUGCCUACGCCAAGCGGAUGAUUGACGUGCAGAACAGGGCCUACUUCCAGCAGCACGGCUGCACCUUCACGGCGGUCAUUCCCACCAAUGUCUUCGGGCCCCACGACAACUUCAAUAUUGAGGACGGCCACGUGCUGCCGGGCCUCAUCCACAAGGUGCACUUGGCCAAGAGCAGCGGCUCAGCCCUGACGGUGUGGGGCACAGGGAGGCCUCGGAGGCAGUUCAUCUACUCCCUGGACCUGGCCCGGCUCUUUAUCUGGGUCCUGCGGGAGUACAGUGAGGUGGAGCCCAUCAUCUUGUCAGUGGGCGAGGAGGACGAGGUUUCCAUUCAGGAGGCAGCCGAGGCCGUGGUGGAGGCCAUGGACUUCCACGGGGGCAUCACCUUUGAUACAAGCAAGUCAGACGGGCAGUUUAAGAAGACAGCCAGUAACGGCAAGCUGCGGGCCUACCUACCGGACUUCCAGUUCACGCCCUUCAAGCAGGCUGUGAAGGAGACCUGUGCCUGGUUCACCGACAACUACGAGCGGGCCCGGAAGUGAAGCAUGGCAGGGCCGGCACCCGCCUCCCUUAGGCCAGUCAGCUGACAGAGCCCAGUGGCAACCACCCUCAGUCCCUGCCAGGAGUCCAGGGCACUGCCCACGACGUGGGCCCACGUUCCACGCCUCCGCCAGGGUGGCUCCCGGAAGCUGUCCAGCAAGGCCACCACUCCUAUUCACCCUCAGGGAUCCCAGGCCUGGCCAGGCCUGGCAGCUGGCUCCCCGGCGCCAGUGCCCGAGUUCUGAGCGUGUCUACUGAUCUUGCUCUCCCACCCCCGGGAGCCAAUAAAGUGCAUUUCACAGGC